This is a messenger RNA of Striga asiatica, 875 nucleotides long. Lineage: Eukaryota; Viridiplantae; Streptophyta; Magnoliopsida; Lamiales; Orobanchaceae. The record is from the annotation of a GenBank genome assembly.
AUCAAAUUAUACUACUAUAACUAUAACCUACAAAAAAAUAAAAUCUUGUAAAUACUUAUUAGUUGGAAAAUUAUAUAUCGAAAAGGCAAUCCUUUAAGCUCAGAACUGGAAACACCGAAAACACCCUCCAACCACGAUCUAAUUCCCCCAUCCAACAGUAGCUGAUUCUACUCCACACAGAGAGGUAAAAGAGAUCAAAGGUUCCAUUCUUUUCUCGGGCAAAAUGGCGUCGGCGUUGAGAUCCAGCAUUCUCCGCCACAUUCGGGUCCCGGCAUCGGGGCCUCUGAACCUAAAAGGAUCCAGUUUGCUCGCCUUUCGAUCAAUGUCAUCGCACGGAGACGAUCACCUCGACAAACAGGAGGUGGUGGAUCGGGUUCUCGAUGUCAUCAAGAGCUACCCCAAAGUCGACCCAUCCAAGGUGACGCCGGAUGUUCAUUUCCAGAAGGAUCUGGGGCUAGAUAGCUUAGACACAGUAGAGAUUGUGAUGGCUCUUGAGGAAGAGUUUAAGCUGGAAAUUCCUGAUAAGGAGGCUGACAAAAUCGACUCGUGUCCGCUCGCGGUAGAAUAUAUCUACAACCACCCGAUGUCUAGCUAAGAAGUUAUGCAUGGCUUUUGUCUAUUUCGGGUGGGUUUUUAUCUCUUUUAUUCCAAUUAGAUGGUUGUUUUGCAUGAACUUGGGAUUUUAGGUUUGGCUCCAGAAUGGGAAAUAAGUAUGUCUCAUUUGAUAAAAUAGGUAUCCCUAAACUGGAGUUCAAUAAUUUGUACUGUUUGUACUUGCAAAGUAUUUGCUGAGUGCAUGAUGUUCUUAUAUUAUCAGAUGGAUUAUUUGUCAUUCACAGGGUUUACUUUCAUUACAGACUUCAUUCCUUCUNUAU